Molecule: messenger RNA, 1281 nt
Organism: Adineta steineri
Lineage: Eukaryota; Metazoa; Rotifera; Eurotatoria; Adinetida; Adinetidae
Source: the annotation of a GenBank genome assembly
AUGGGUUUUGCAAGAAGUUUUCAAUGGAUGUGGAAAUCAAAUGUCGAUCCAUUCUCAGAUUCUGAACCAGCAGAAUGGAAACCGUAUUCUGAUGUAGAAAAUUUAAUUAUUGAAGAAGCAUAUACAACUAGUCGAACACUAGCUGUCUUAGAGAAUUAUAUUAUUACUUUCGAAAAUACUAUGCAAACUUCCAAGACUGAUGAAAACAAACAACGUCCUGUUAAAAGAAUCAAAUGUAACGCUGAUGAUAAUCAUCUACGAGAAGAUCGAUUUAUUUUUAGUCCUAUGAAUGCUGAACGUCCAUUUGGUGGAUUAUACGGAUGGAUAUCACCUUUCAUUAGAGAGACAAUGAAAUAUCUAGAUAUUAGACCACAUCAAUUACCCUCGACUAAUGAAGUAAUUGUUCCUAUGAUUGUAACAAAAGCUGCUGAUGGCAUUAUCGAAGAAGCUAAACGGAUUGGAAGAAAAAUUGAAGGUGAAGAAUUAGCAAGAUUUUUAUUGGAUAAGAAAGAUGCAGGAAUGGAAGAAGUAUGGGAACGUUGUGCUUAUAUGUAUACUUUACAAACCUUUUUGUACAAGAUAAUAGGUGAGGCUAUGCGUUGGAUAGGAAGUGAAAAAUUUGAGCGCCGUUGGUUCGAUAAAGUGCGUACAUUAGGACCAUUCUGUUUACUUUUAUGGGAUAAUCCAUACUGUUAUGAACCGACAAAAAAUGGAACAGUACUAUAUAGAGGAAUUAAGAUCGAUGAUGAUAUAAUUAGUGCUUUUCAGAAGGAAUGUUCGAAAAAAGAGAAAACAUUGUGUUCUCUUCAAGCAUUCACUUCAUGCAGUCGAAAUCGAACCAAAGCUGAAGAAUUUGGCAAUGUUUUAUUUAUAAUGACAAUUAAACACGCUUUUACUGUAGAUCUUCAGCCUGUGUCCUAUUAUCCACACGAAGAAGAAGAAUUAAUUCUUCCUGGUGUUUGCUUUACGGCUGACCGUAUGGAAUUUGAUAAACGCACAAAUAAACAUGUAAUUUACUUGAAUCUUAUACAACAGCAUCGGCGAGACGACGAUUAUCAAGUGUCAAGGUAUUCUGUCAACUCAAAACGUCAGGGUGAUGCUAUUUCUCGUACUUUUGAUGCUUUUACUCGUGAUUUUCGUGAUGCUGCUGCUCAUGAUGAUGAUCUUUUUCUUCGACUUGGCAAUCGUGGUCGUCCUGGUUUUCUUCGUCGUGCUGUUGAUCGUCUUUUUCGUCGUCGUGAAGGUAUUUGUCGUACUGGUUGUGAAGAUGAUUAUGAUUAA